Messenger RNA from Dimorphilus gyrociliatus, 730 nucleotides. Lineage: Eukaryota; Metazoa; Annelida; Polychaeta; Dinophilidae. The record is from the annotation of a GenBank genome assembly.
UAAAUUUGUAAAAAUGGCGAAUAGCAGACCGCUUGAAACUCAAGGACUCUCAUCAAAUAAUAAUGUCGAACAACAACAAAUCGCUCAACUGCAACACCCGGCAAAGAUGCAAUUCACAAAAGAGGAAUUACUGACUCUAAAAGAAUGCAACAGAGAAAGUUUCUGGAAAAGAUGUGUACCAUUCAGUAUUGGCUUGAUGACAUGUACACAAUAUCUAAUAAAUGCAGGGUAUCUAUCAAAGAGCCCAAGAUUUGGGUCAAUGAUGAAAUUGACAGCAGCUGGCUUGAUAGGAUACAUAGGUGGAAAAUUUUCGUAUCAAGGAAAAUGUAGAGAAAAAAUUUUAGCACUAGAAAAUAGUCCUUUAGCAGAUGCAAUGAGAAAACGUGGAACUGGUUUUAUGCAACAAAUGUCUGUACCAAACUCUGCUGCAAACUACCCUGAACCUGGGUCAGAAAAAUUAAAGGAUGAAUAUUCAUCUAACGUUAGUGUGGAUAUGGAUUCUAACAAAAAGUACGCUGGUUUAAAUGAUGCUAAUCGUCCUACCAUAGAAGGUGAUAACAUUUUUCAAAAACAACGACUAGAACCACUUCAAACUGAAACUGUCACAAGAAGUUAUGACGAUCUCAGGAAACAAAAUAGAGAAGACUAUGCAAAAAAAAUGGCAUCGGGUUGGAAAUCUGCAGAGCCUGCAACGAGAAAAGAAGAGCCCUCAAGAGAGAGAUCAGGCUAG